UGUGGCGUUGUCAACGUCUAACAUGACAUUAGGAUGACGGUCUAAACUCUCAGUAAAGUCGAAAAAUGUCGACAGUCUUUCUCCACGUUGGUCAGUGUGGAAAUCAAGUUGGUCAUGCCUUCUGGAAAAAGGUCGACAAAGAUCACAUCGUCAAGGAGAGCCGUUCCUUUGUACAAUCUGAUGACAAGCAAAGGUCUAUUCAUGUUGACAGUGAACCAAAAGUUCUACGAAAGAUAUCCAAGGGCUUGAAAAUUAGAGAGGGAAAUAUUGUUUGUGGAAAACGAGGGAGAGGCACUAACUGGGCUUUAGGUUACUAUGGCAACCAGAGAGAGCAGCAUCUUUUGGAGGAUAGCCUUGAAAGAGUCAGAAUGGAGGUUGAGAAGUGUGAUAACUAUGGAGGCUGUAUCAUGAUGCACAGCUUGAGUGGUGGAACAGGGUCUGGUUUAGGGUCACGCUUGUGUGAGGAGAUGAGGGACCAGUAUCCCCUAGCUCAUCUAAUGUCUUGUGCAUUUACUCCCUUACUAUCUGGGGAAAGUCCACUUCAGCAUUACAACUCACUGCUGACUUUGUCCAAGCUACAGAGGAACUCAGAUUGUGUGAUCCUGAUACACAAUGAUGAUGUACUUCAGAACUUGGAGAAAAAGGCCAAAGGUAGUGUGUCAUUUGAUAACAUGAACAACAGUAUUGCUGCUUCACUGUGUGGACUGCUGCUGCCAACAGACUCCCUCACACCUAACAGAGGUGUCAGUAUUGGUAUGGAGCCCUGGGAACUGAUUCGAUCAACAUGUCCGAUGCCUGGACACAAGUUUCUCCACGUCAAUCAUCUCUCCAGGAGUAAAGUGACAUGGGAGGCUAUGAUGAGUCAACUAUUACUAGGAGUUCGCAGAUACAACACACAAGGUGGCACUUUGGGUAGUCUCAGUAAUGUGGUGGUUGCCCGCGGUGACAGUGGAAAAACCUUCCUGUACACAAUGAAGUCACUAGAGAAAAAGGUCAAGGCUGUUUACAACUGUGUUUCUUGGAACCCUUUCCCCUUGGAUGUCUGGACAGCUACUGCUAAUCCUGGUGGACUUAAGGAUGCAUCGUCCAUCACUAUCGCUUCCAAUCACGGCACUAUUGUUGAUUAUCUGGAGACUCUGAUUCAAAGGUCAAAGGUCAUGUAUGAUGCCACAGCUUACAUUCACUGGUAUAAACGUUAUGGAUCAGGGGAGGAUGAUUUUGAAGCAGCUUUUGAAACAAUGCGUGAAGUGGUUGACGAUUAUAAAGAUGCUCUGAAGUGAUCAUUCACAACCCUCUGUGAUGUAGGAAAUGACAAACAGCCUCUCAGGCAGUUCAACCAGGAACUGAGCAAGCGCUGGGCCUGAGCUCUUCAGUCGGACUUCUGAUUGUAUCUUCACGACUCUGCAGAAAAAUAAACCAAUUAUGGAGUCGGUAGUACAUGUAGAUAUGGAUAAUAUUCAGUACACAGAAAAAGACCUAUGUUUGGAUUAUUCCACCUAUUAGACGUCAAAAGGUCACAUGUAUCUGGACAG
This is a messenger RNA of Ylistrum balloti, 1532 nucleotides long. Its product is annotated as tubulin delta chain-like. Lineage: Eukaryota; Metazoa; Mollusca; Bivalvia; Pectinida; Pectinidae. The record is from RefSeq and is a predicted model, not a curated record. The transcript has 15 exons. The coding region runs from base 66 to 1280 and encodes 404 amino acids. Gene Ontology annotation, molecular function: GTP binding; structural constituent of cytoskeleton. Gene Ontology annotation, cellular component: microtubule; cytoplasm. Gene Ontology annotation, biological process: microtubule cytoskeleton organization; mitotic cell cycle.